Pygocentrus nattereri (red-bellied piranha) is the source of this 4908-nucleotide messenger RNA. RefSeq names its product kinesin heavy chain-like. Gene Ontology annotation, biological process: microtubule-based movement. Gene Ontology annotation, molecular function: ATP binding; microtubule binding; microtubule motor activity. NCBI's taxonomy places the organism in Eukaryota, Metazoa, Chordata, Actinopteri, Characiformes, Serrasalmidae. Bases 112 to 2940 code for a protein of 942 amino acids. The transcript is spliced from 25 exons. The record is from RefSeq and is a predicted model, not a curated record.
AGUCAGGACUGUCCGCGCAACGCCGCCUGUGACGCUCACUCGUCUGUAAUUACUUUAAAAUAACUGCAAGGUGUAUUAUCUGUGGAAAAGUCAUCGUAUUUUGAGGCGGGGAUGGCGGACGAGUGCGGAGUGAGGGUGGUGUGUCGGUUCAGGCCACUGAACGAAUCCGAAAUCAACAGAGGAGACAAGUACGUGCCCAAAUUCAGAGGUGAAGACACCGUGGUGAUCGCUGGGAAGCCGUAUGUGUUUGACAGAGUUAUUCCACCCAACUCGACACAGGAGCAGGUGUAUGAAUCGUGUGCGAAAGACAUCGUCAGAGAUGUUCUGAGUGGCUACAAUGGCACCAUAUUCACCUACGGCCAAACUUCCUCAGGGAAAACGCACACCAUGGAGGGAAAACUUCACGAUCCUCAGCUUAUGGGGAUUAUUCCUCGUAUUGCUCAUGACAUUUUCGAUCAUAUUUACUCCAUCGAGGAGAACCUGGAGUUCCAUAUUAAGGUUUCCUACUUUGAAAUUUAUCUGGAAAAAAUCAGGGAUUUGCUGGAUGUGUCAAAGACCAACCUGGCAGUGCAUGAGGAUAAAAAUCGUGUUCCAUAUGUGAAGGGUUGUACUGAGCGCUUUGUCUCCAGUCCAGAGGAGAUGAUGGAUGUGAUUGAUGAAGGAAAAUCAAACCGACACGUGGCCGUAACCAAUAUGAAUGAGCACAGCUCCCGCAGCCACAGCAUCUUCCUCAUCAACAUCAAACAGGAGCACCUGGACACAGAGCACAAACUCACAGGCAAACUGUACCUGGUCGACCUGGCUGGCAGUGAAAAGGUCAGUAAAACGGGAGCAGCCGGAGCGGUACUGGACGAGGCUAAAAACAUCAACAAGUCUCUGUCUGCUCUUGGCAACGUCAUCUCUGCACUGGCAGAGGGCACCAAGACUCACGUGCCGUAUCGUGACAGUAAGAUGACUCGGAUUCUGCAGGAUUCUCUGGGUGGAAACUGCAGGACCACAAUAAUCAUCUGCUGCUCUCCAUCCGUCUUUAAUGAGGCUGAGACCAAAUCCACUCUACUGUUCGGACAGAGAGCUAAGAGCAUCAGGAACACCGUGUGUGUGAAUGUGGAGCUGACAGCAGAGGAGUGGAAGAAGAAAUAUGAGAAGGAGAAACAGAAAAGAGAGAGUCUGAAAGGCAUCAUAGAGAAACUGCAGACAGAGCUCAACCAGUGGAGGAACGGUGUUUGUGUACCUGUGCAGGAGCAGCUGAAUGAUGAUGAUCAGAACGUGAUUUGUGACAGUACACCAGUCAUCAGCAGCACUCUACCCUCCAUCACCACGGUUACUGCUAUAGAGAAGGAUCAGCAUGAGGAGAACCUCAGAAACCUUUACAAACAAAUGGAUGACAAGGAUGAUGAGAUUAAUGUGCAGACUCAGCUGGCUGAGAAACUGAAGCAGCAAAUGGAGGUGCAGGAAGAGUUGUUGGCAUCAUCGCAGCAGGACAGUGUGCGGUUGCAGGAGGAGCUGUGCUCUUUGCAAAUGGAUAAUGAGGAGCUGAGGGGGGAGGUGAGGGAGGUGCUGUCUGCACUGGAGGAGCUCGCACUCAGCUACGACCAGAAGUGCCAGGAGGCAUCUGCCUGCGCGCUCGCCAACCACACGAUCACCCAGCAGCUCACACUGAAGAAUGAGCUUCUAGAGGCUGCUCAAAGGGACUUGGCAGAGCAGCUGGAGGUUAGUGCUAUCCAGAGGAGGAGAGCAGUAGAGAUUCUCAGUCUGCUGUUGAGAGACCUCAGCGAUAUGGGAGCCGUCAUGGGUACCAAGGAUAUUAAAACGUUGUGUGAUGGCAGCUCUUCUCUAGAAGAGGAGUUUACAGUGGCUCGGCUCUUCCUCACCAAACUAAAGUCUGAACUGAAAAGCCUCAUCAAUCGCAGCAAGCAGCUGGAGACUGCCCAUGAUCAUGCCUCUCUCAAGAUACUGGCCAAGGAGAGAGAGCUGGCCUCCUGUCAGUUACUCAUCUCCCAGCAUCAGGUGAAGAUCAAGUCUCUGACAGACUACAUGCAGAAUGCUGAGGAGAGGAGGAGACAGCUGGAGCUCAGUCAGCACAGGCUAACGGAGGAGCUAGCCAAAGUGCACACACUCGAAAGCAGUCAGGACUUGUGUGAACUUGAGACGGAGAAAGAGCAGCUAAAAAUUAACCACACACCGGAAAACAAGAGUGUUCUGAUUGAGGUCCACAUGGAGACCCCUCAGAAGCAGCUGGUCCACCUGCAAGAUGAACUGUGCAGCAAACAGAGGAUGCUAGAUGAAGUGCAGGAGUGUAAUGAGAACUUGCUGUUGGAGCAGAGAAAACUGCGUUCCGAUUAUGACGCUCUGAAGAUGCAGGAGCAGGAGAAAGAUCAUAAACUGCAGAAAUUGGUCUUGCUUAAUGAAAAGAGGGAGCUGGCCGGUCAAGAGCUGAGGGGUCUUGAGGAGACAGUGGCCGGAGAGCUGCAGACCUUACAUAAUUUGCGAAAGCUGUUUGUGCAGGAUCUGUUGACACGUGUGAAAAAGAGCUUUAAGCUGGACUGUGAAGAAGGUGGGAACAGUUUACUACAGAAACAGAAGAUCUGCUUCCUGGAGAACAAUCUAGAACAGCUCACUAGAGUCCAUAAACAGCUGGCUCGGGAUAACGCAGAUCUGCGCUGUGAGCUGCCCAAGCUGGAGAAGCGUCUACGUGCGACUGCAGAGAGGGUGAAGGCUCUGGAGACGGCCCUCAGAGAGGCCAAAGAGAGCGCUGCACAAGAUCGCAAACUCUACCAGCAGGAGGUGGACCGCAUUAAAGACACAGUCCGAGCAAAGAACAUGGCACGACGUGGACACUCUGCUCUCAUCGCCAAGCCCAUUCGUGCCGGUCACCAUCACACAUUCUGUCCAGUUGCUUUGAGAGGAGGACCAACCAUCUACAGCUAUCAUCAUGUUUAGUCAACGCUGCAGCUGCAACUACUAACGACUACGCUGCAGUCGUCCCCGUGACAACUGCCAAACCACAGCUUUUACUCUUUUACGCUAGUCUUACUUGCUGCUGUGGUUAUCGCCAGGGCAACAGAAUCUUUUGUGACAAGUUCUGUGAUGUCAAACACUACAUCAGAGCAUGAUCAGCCCUUUUCUACCACUAGAGGACACUACCACAUAAGUGAUUUGAUUGCUUCACUCAGAAUGGUCUGUAUCUUAUGGCACUUUAUCUGCAGAUUUUUGGGGGUGUUUUUGUCUGUCUGUCACUCCACUGUCUGAAUUUAUGUCUGUUUAAAGUUAUUAAAUAUUAUGUUCAGAUGCAUGUUCUCUCAUCUGAUAUGCUGCAAGGCUUGUAACACUAAGGUCACUUUCUAGGAAUCUCCUUUUCCUUCGUCCUCCUCAUGGCUGUCUGUGAACACUACAGCUGUACGUCAGGGCUGAUGAUGUAUUAUCAAAUCUGAUGUUCUGAUUAAAAUAAUUCUGUGAACUUGUAAUAGUUUGAGUGCUAGUAAAGCAUUAAGCAAAACAGUUAUUCUCUAGGAACUUAAAAGCUAGCUGACUGAAGAGAGAGGGUCUGUAAAAGGGGAAUUUUUCAAAUUCAGCAUUGUUAUGGUUGUGGUGGUUGUGGUUGUGGUGGUGGUGGUUAAGAGUGGUUUGAUGUGACAUGGUUCUUUGCAGAUAAAGGUACUGACUCGGAUUUCUUUACAGUGGUGGUGAUGGGAACCAGAGGCCGUAAUGACUGCAACAUGAAUAUAGCCGUUGUAAUUGCUAUCUGAAAGAGCGAGCCUACAUGUGUCUUCUGAGUUUUACAUGUUAUGCCGAUGAAGUGAAUAUAGUGGUAAAUAUCAAACGUUGUACUUCUGCACGUUUUAACGCACAGUUACGGUUAUUAUAGAUUGCUGUGUAACAUUUUGGGGGGGAAAGUAAAGCAUAAAAUGUUGCCUGUGCAAAAAGUUAUGGCAUUUGUUUUAUGCUUGUUAUCUUUACUCAGCAAAUAAACAGAUACAUGCACUAACAUGAAGAAAAUGCCAUAUUUAAGUUCCCUGUAGAGGAUGUAUUCACUGAUUUUUCACAUCAGCAAAAAAUGUAGUGGUGUUCUAACUUUUGCAUACAGACGUAUUUUGCUUUACAGUGCCCUGCAUGUACUUCUUUGCUUUGAAUGGCUUUUGUGUAAUAGGACAAAAUCUUAUAGUAAAACAAUGUAUUAGUGUAGAUGUGAAUGUUUCAUGUAGUAACUUUCCGUGAGGGCGCUUUGAGAGAGCUGAAAGGCUUCAAAUGUCUGGUUCCCAUCAAAACCACUGUGAAAAAUUCACUCCAAGUUUCUCUACAGGAAAGUAUUUUACAUCAAACCGCUCUGAAUGACUGUUGUAGACAUUUUUGGGGAAUUGUUUUGAAAACAUUUUGUUGGGUUAAGGUUUGAAGGUGUCCUUUGGGGACAGUUUUACCAGCCCCCUCUAGAUGUAGAUCAGGUGUUCCAGAAUAGUUUAUCCGAUUUUUGGUUGUUAGUCAAUUAGCGUAGGUAGAAAUGGUAACAGUGGGUUAGAGCACUUCAGACACUCCAGUCUCAGUCAGCUGGUACUGUUUAGGCUACUUUUAUCUGUUGAAUCUACUCUUUUUCUGCCUUCUCCUGCAGUAUAACUUCUCUUUUAUGUAACAGGAUGAAGUGAAAUGGUAGAAAUCAGGACACCAGUUUUCCAGUUUGUCUUUAGGUUUCCUUUUCGGGUGAGUUUUUCAUUUUUCCACAAAGACGAAUGAGCUUUAGUGCACUUAUGAGAAAUGGACAAUGUUUACUUUUGUAGAUAAGCAUUUAAAGAAUGACUGACUACUGCGUAUAAUUAAAAGAAAGCAGGGAUAUAAUAACUAAGACUACUGUAACUUACUAAGAUAUUCAUUGUAAAUGUUGAAACUGAACCAAAUAAAGAUGAUUUUCAUAUAUUU